Molecule: messenger RNA, 2041 nt
Organism: Cuscuta campestris
Lineage: Eukaryota; Viridiplantae; Streptophyta; Magnoliopsida; Solanales; Convolvulaceae
Source: the annotation of a GenBank genome assembly
CAAACUACUAAAGCAAUUGAUCACCAAACUUAUAUUAUCUAUCAUGAAAACAUAAACAGAUUGGAGAAGAAGAAGAAGAAGAAGAAGAAGAAGAAGAAGAAGAAGAAGAUUUAUAAUGGCGGCGGGGGCGGCAUCUGAUGUGAAUAGCAGCAGAGAAACCGAUUCCAUAGACUUCGCCAUGGACGGCCUCAUCGCCACCUCCAUCGAGCAGCUCUAUACCAACCUCUACGACAUGCACAUCUCCGGCCAGUCGCCGUCCGAGCUCAUGGGCAGCUUCCUCUCCUCCUCCUCUGACGACGACGACGAAUCAAGAAUCGACUCCGAGCUCCGGUUCCUCGCCGGCGCAGAUUACGGAGAGCCGGAGCAAGAAACAUCAUCAUGCGCGGAUCGGAAAACCCUUCGUCGCUCUCCGGCGAAGAUGGACGGGGUAGUGGUGUCCGGCAAACGGAAGCCCAGAAACAAGAAGACGAGUUCAUCAAGAAAGCCCCCCUGUUCUUCUUCCUCCUUGUCAAAUGACAACCUUGUUGGUUCCCAUCUGCUCAAACAGGCAAGAUCUUUGAUUUCCCAAUCAGGAGACAACCACGAAAAGGCUCUUGAUUUGGCGCUUCGAGCCUUGAAGUCCUUCGAAGAAGAAGAAGAACAACAACACUCUCAUUCUUCAAAGGACUACUACAAGUCCAAGAGUUUGGACAUUGUCAUGUGCAUGCACGUCGUCGCGGCAUUGUACUGUCGGUUAGGACGGUUCGGGGAAUCGGUUCGGGUUCUGGAGCGGUCGAUUGAGAUCCCGGAGAUGGAUAAAGGCCCGAGCCACGCCAUCGCCAAGUUCGCAGGGUGCAUGCAAUUGGGAGACACAUACGCAACGCUGGGGGAGAUGGAGAAGUCGGUCGCGUUCUACGCUGCGGGGCUUGAGAUCCAGCGGCAAGUGCUGGGGGAAAACGACCCGAGGCUCGGAGGGACGUGCCGGUACGUAGCGGAAGCACACGUACAAGCAAUGCAGUUCGAUGAAGCAGAGAGGAUGUGCCGAAUGGCCCUUGAGAUCCGUGGACGCGACGACAACCCUUGCGAAGGGGCAGCCGAUAGGAGACUCCUCGGUUUGAUUCUUCACUCCAAGGGAGACUAUGAUGUUGCGAUUGAGCAGUAUGUCUUAGCAAGCCUGGCCGUGGCUGGGGUCCACGGCCAGGAAGCUGAGGCAGCUGCUAUAGAGUGUAGCAUUGGGGAUUCAUAUCUCUCUCAAGGGAGAUACAAUGAGGCCAUUUAUUCUUAUGUAAAAGCUCUUACUAUGUUAAAGUCUCUUAAAGGCGAGAACCAUCCAUCGGUUGCCUCGGUAUACGUCCCCCUGGCUGAUUUGUACCACAGGGUAGGAAAAUUUAAGGAGUCUAGAUAUUACUGCGAGAACGCUCUCCGGGUUCUCCCAAAAGCCCAACCCGAAGUGAUUGCGAGUGGUUUGGCCGAUUUGUCCGCAAUAUACGAGUCCAUGGGCGAACCCAAACGAGCACUCGACCUGCUCCACAAGAACGCUAUCGACAAGUUUCGUGCAAUCGGAGGGGGAGAAAAAAAGUUGGCUCUUUUGGGCAUUGCCCUCAACCAAAUGGGGCUUGCAUGUGUUCAACUCUACGCGAUAAACGAGGCUGCGGACUUGUUUGAAGAAGCAAGAAGCAUCUUCGAAGCCGAAUACGGUCCUUUCCACGCCGACACGUUGGGAGUCUACAGCAAUCUGGCUGCGACUUACGAUGCCAUGGGAAGGACAAAUGAUGCAAUAGAAAUCUUGGAGUUUGUGGUGGGAACGAGGGAGGACAAGCUCGGAACGGCGAACCCGGACGUAGACGACGAGAAGAGAAGGCUGGCAGAGUUGUUGAAAGAAGCAGGAAGAGUUAGAAACAGGAAAGCCAAAUCCCUUGAAGUCCUGCUGGCUAACAAAUCUCAUGCACUAAGAAUGUGUUGAUAAACUUUGUGUUUUGGAAUGUGUACAUAAUAUAGAAUUUAUGAUUUUUUUUCAUUAUACUCCCUGGCCUCCUCCCCAGAAUAAACUUAGUUGUUUUGA